AUCACGAACAGUGUGAUCAGUUCUCAGUUUUAUUCUCUGGAUAUUCCUGCUUCCUGACACUUGCAACUUUACUGGGUGGAAAACAUCAGUGGUGAAAUCUCACAUAUGACUCUGCAUCUACAUGGACUCACUGAAAUCCAUACUGACUGAAGGGAAAAGUGACAAACAACCUCGGCAUUCCUAUACCAUCUACAGGAAUAGGCAUUCUGAAGCCGAGGGCAUGAGCAGUGUUGAAAUGAGGGAUAUGGAACCAGACGUUGAUGAUGAAGAGGCAGACCUCACCAUUGUCAGUGACAUAGCCAACUUAGUCCUGAAGAAGCCACAUGACAAGAAGAAAGCCCUCACUUACCUUGUCCUCAUUGGUCUGUUUCUCUUCUUAACAGCAUUUCUUCUAGGUUAUGUCGCAUUCCGCAGCACAUGCCAGGCUUACUCAGAAUUUAAAGAUGAGUUACCUACAGUGGCCAGCGAUGAUCCAUAUGAAGCAUUCUCAACAGGAGAUGAAGAAGAGCUGUACUGGGUAGAUUUGAAAAGGUUGAUGCAGAAAUAUCUGGAUCCGGCCCCAGAAAAUAUUGAAAAGAUAGUCAAAAGAGUGAGCAGCAGAUCGCACCCUCCAGGCACAGGAGAAAAGGAUUUGCUUGGCAUGGAAAUUCUGGAUCAGUUCUCCCAGUACAGACUGGACCAUGUUUGGACGGACUCCCAUUAUGUCACAUUACAGUUCCCAGACAGGGGUAAUCCAAACAGACUUCAGUCCAUUGAUGCCACAACUGGAAAGCAGGACACUUUGAUGGAGGAUGCUGAGGCCUAUUGUGCUUAUAGUGGCACUGGCAGUGUAACGGGGGGACUUGUUUACGCAAACUAUGGACGCAUGGAAGACUUUCAAGCCUUGCUGGAUAUAGGUGUCAGUAUUAAAAACCAUAUUGCGAUUGUUCGUGUGGGAGAAAUCAAUUAUGCUGAAAAGGCUGCUAAUGCUCAGAGCUUCAACGCUGUGGGGCUUCUUAUUUAUCCCGAUCCAGCAGAUAUUCCACAAGAUCCGAGGGGACUAGGGCUGCCUGCAAACAUACCUAUUUAUGGCCACGUACAUUUGGGCACUGGUGAUCCAUUCUCUCCCAGCUUUCCUUCCUUCAACCACACCCAGUUUCCUCCAAUCCAAUCAUCUGGGCUGCCCAAGAUCCUGGUUCAGCCAGUCAGUGCUGAUGUUGCUUCCAGACUUCUAAGCCAGUUGUCAGGUCAGGAUGCUUUCCGAGGCUGGAAAGGCCGUCUUUCCUACACUGGAUAUAGGCUGGGCCCUAACUUCACAAUUCCUGGGAAACAACUAAGGCUUACAGUCAAUAAUCGUAUGAUACCUACCAUGAUUAACAACAUUUUUGCAUCAAUUGAAGGGAAGGUUGACCCAGAUCACUAUAUUAUAAUUGGGGCACAGAGAGACUCCUGGGGCCCAGGAGCUGCAAAAUCAGGAGUUGGAACUGCCAUUCUGCUGGAACUGGCUCGCUGUAUGUCAGAAAUGGUUCAGAACGGAUUUAAGCCACUGCGUAGUCUUCUCUUUGCAAGCUGGGAUGCUGGUGAUUUUGGCAGUGUUGGUGCCACAGAAUGGCUGGAGGGAUACCUAACCAUGCUACACCUAAAAGCAGCCGCCUACAUCAGCGUUGACAAAGCAGUACUAGGUGCUGAGAAGUUUUAUACACAGCUUUCUCCCUUGCUGGCAAAUGUGGUAGAAUCCAUCAUUAAACAGGUGGAAUACCCAAACCAAAGUGGUCAAAGUAUCUACACUCGAGUCAGCAGAAGAGAUCAGAAAUGGAAGACCAACGUCUUUAAAGCUCUCUCCCUGGAUAGCAGUGCCUAUGCUUUUACAUCGUUUGGUGGAGUGCCAGCUGUGGAAUUCACUUUUGCUGAUAGCUUUCGGAAUUAUCCAUUUCUCAACACCAGGCUGGACACCUAUGAAAACUUAAAUGCAAUCCUUCAGGGACGCCUGACAGAUGUUGCUAAAACUGUCGCUGAGGUCGCGGGGUUGGUGGCACUGAAAAUGGCACAUGACUACCUGCUCCCCCUGGACUACAGAUGUUACAGUGAUGUGCUACUGCAGUACACAUCAAAGCUCAGUGAGUUCUACCCAGAAUUAGAGUCUCAAGGUCUGACACUUCAGUGGAUAUAUUCUGCUCGGGGAGAUUAUCAUCGUGCUGCAGAAAAACUGAAAAAAGCGAUCUACAACUCAGAGGAACACAACGAGAGGCUGAACCGAAUGUAUAAUGUCAAGAUCAUGAGGGUGGAGUUUUACUUCCUGUCACAGUAUGUUUCGACUAUUGACUGUCCAUUUCGUCACAUCAUCCAUGGACGAGGAAGCCACACCUUCCAGGCCCUUCUGGAUCACCUGACUCUACUUAGAUCCAAUCCACAGAAGUUCAAUGAGACCAUCUUGCGGAACCAACUAGCCCUUGUGACUUGGACACUGCAAGGGGCAGCCAAUGCCCUCAGUGGUGAUGUCUGGAAUAUUGACAACAACUUCUAGAUGCCUACAGGCCAGAACUCUGCACAGACUUCAAGGGCCUUAUGGAUUAACACAGUGCCAUCUCAUAAAAUAUAACCUAGAAAUUUUGGACUGUGGAUAUACUGGAGUUCUAGCAAAAGAGUAUAAGGAAAAAGCUACAGCACAUCUAUGAUCAAAAAUGACCAUCUUCUAUACUAUUUCCUUGCUGUCUAGUGCAAAAAUAAUGGCGUCAGCAUAUGCCACUCUAUAAUGUAAUGGCUUUAUUUAUGGCAUAUGACUGUACAUCUUAAUACAACUGUUCUACAGCUACACAAAAACAACUAUAAUAAAUAGGAGUUACCAAAAAAGUCAUAUGAACAAUGUUUACAAAAAAAUAACAGAUGCUAUAAAUAUAAAGAGCAAACAAUAUGCAGAUGAGUAGGAAGUUCUUCUAUUAUGCAUGCAUCCUUAUAAAAUGAUUUCUGCAUCCACUAAACAAUAGAAUCCAACCAAAAGGAUACAGUAAAAAUGUCACAUGGAAACCCAGAGUCUACCACACUUGGUUAAAAGAAUUAGUUAAAACACAAAAUUCAGACAUAUGAAAAUGACAGCACAAAAUGUACAGGAUAAAAAAAACUCAUACAGCAACCAUGCAUCUACAUAUGAAGAUAGCACUCUUUGCUAAAGGAAGACAUACAUUUUUGAAGUAUACAUUAAUGCUACAUUUUUGCAUAGGAAAAAAAAACAUCUACCCCGGCCCCCUUUACUUACUAUUCUGUGUCUAACAGUAUAUUGUGAAAUACCAAAUAUUUUAUUUAGAUUUUAAAAUAAACCUUUUUACCUUUCUGAGCAAUAUAGAGGAUCAAGUCUAAAUCUCAGUUCAAAACUUAUACCACUAUGCCUUAAUAAUAAUAAUGACAGCUGUGACAUAAGGAGAAAGGCUAAGCUGAGCUGUUGAACACCAGUCACAAAUGUAAACCUGUAAUUCACAGAAACAGAUUGGCAGUAAGAUACAUUUUGUCAU
Molecule: messenger RNA, 3485 nt
Organism: Protopterus annectens (West African lungfish)
Lineage: Eukaryota; Metazoa; Chordata; Ceratodontiformes; Protopteridae
Gene: TFR2
Product: transferrin receptor 2
Exons: 19
Coding region: 122-2503 (793 amino acids)
Biological process (GO): endocytic iron import into cell; transferrin transport
Cellular component (GO): external side of plasma membrane
Molecular function (GO): transferrin receptor activity
Source: RefSeq, a predicted model, not a curated record